This is a messenger RNA of Canariomyces notabilis, 510 nucleotides long. RefSeq lists its product as uncharacterized. NCBI's taxonomy places the organism in Eukaryota, Fungi, Ascomycota, Sordariomycetes, Sordariales, Chaetomiaceae. The record is from RefSeq and is a predicted model, not a curated record. The coding region runs from base 1 to 510 and encodes 169 amino acids. The transcript has a single exon.
AUGGAUCCCGUUUCGGUGCCGGUGGGCCUCGUCGCGGGUCUCGUUCGGCUAAUCGACACGACAACAAAGGUCAUUAGAUAUGUGAACGACGUCAAGGAUGCCCCUUCUGAGCGGGCCCAUCUAGCUCGGCACUCGUCGAGCCUUCUGGCACUGUUGACCGACCUGAGAUAUCGGGUCGAGGAAGCCAAGUCCGCCUUGGAGCCAUGGUUUGUGGCCGUCCGCAGCCUAGGGGUUCAAGGAGGCCCGCUGGAUCAGCUACGAGAUCGAAUGGAACGGCUAGCGACGAAACUUGAACCAUCGACUGGUCAGCUUAGAAGAGCGGGAAUGCUUUUCACCUGGGCGCUUGACAAGAAAGAGAUCGACGAAGUACUCGCGCAGAUUGAGCGAGUCAAGACGCUUGUCAUGCUCGCUUUGCAGAGCGAUCAAUUGCAAGUCCCUCUUUUAGUAGGCAGCUUCGCGUGGUUUCUUGCAUUGCUGAUGUCUUGUCAAGCAAGCUUGCCUUGGCAUUGA